This is a messenger RNA of Rotaria sordida, 1908 nucleotides long. NCBI's taxonomy places the organism in Eukaryota, Metazoa, Rotifera, Eurotatoria, Philodinida, Philodinidae. The record is from the annotation of a GenBank genome assembly.
AUGGCAGAAGCUGUAGAAUCGAUUAAUAGACGAAGAAAUAAUUAUGAAUUUAAUCACUCAUUGAUAGAAAGACUUAGACAAAGUCAAAAUAAUUUAAAACUAAUUUGGUUUGAUCCAAAUAUUAGAUCAAAAGAAGAUAUGAAAACAAAAAAAGAAGAACUUCGAGUUAUUAAUGAACAUGUCAAUAUAUUCUCGGAUCUUGACGAGUGUAUUAAAUUUAUUAAAUCAGUUAAAAAUGAAAAAAUAUUUUUAAUAACAUCCGGAACACAAGCACCAGAAAUUUUAUCUCAAGUAUCGGAUUUGAGUCAAGUUGAUUCGAUCUUUAUCUUUUGUAUGCUGAAAGAUCGACAUGAAUAUUUAUUAACUAAAUACAAUAAAAUUGUUGGAAUUUAUACCGAGUUUGAUGAUUUAUGUAAAACAAUUGAAGAUGAAUUUGAUUUUUUUAACAAACGUAUAGAAACAUUUUCUUCUUUUGAAAAAGGUGAACAAUCUACAAAAGAUUUAUCAAAAGAAUCAUCAACAUUUCUUUGGUAUCAAAUAUUUAAUUAUAUUAUAACUCGUCUUCCAAGAAAUCAACAAGCAAAAGAACAAAUGAUUCAAUUGUGUAAAGAUUAUUAUUGUCGAAAUCGAGAAGAAAUGAAAAAUAUUGUAGAAUUUGAACAAACAUAUCGAUCGGAAAAUGCAAUUUAUUGGUAUUCGAAAAAAUCAUUUCUAUAUAAAAUAGUUAAUAAAGUAUUACGAACUGAAAGUAUUGAAUUAAUACAUGCAUUUCGAGUUUUUAUUUGUGAUUUAUCGGAAAAUCUUCAAUGUCAACAUAAAAAGAUUUUUUUGUCAAAAGAAAAAAUUUUACAUCUUUAUCGAGGAGCUGCACUUGAUAUAAAAGAAUUUAAUAGAUUAAAACAAAGUCAAGGAAAACUUAUUUCAACAAAUGGAUAUUUAUCAACUAGUCGAGAAGAAUCACAAGCACGUGCAUAUGCAAAUAAAUCUUCAAAAAGAAAUGAUAUCAUUCGUGUUCUAUUUCAUAUUGAAAUUAAUAUUGAAAAAAUUGAUAAAAAUAUUAUUUUUGCUGAUAUUACUGAAUUAAGUGAUAAUCCAAAAGAAGCCGAAGUUUUAUUUGAUAUAAAUGCUUGUUUUGAAAUUAAAUCAUUUCAAGAAGAUAAAUCAUUUCAAAUAAUUAAUAUGAAACUUUCAAAUGAAGGACCAAAAAUUGCUAAAGAUUUUCUUGAAUCAACAAGAAAAGAAAUUGAAGGAACAAGUGAUUCAAUUAUUGUUGGUAGAUUAUUAUGUGAUUUAGGAGAAUAUGAUGAAUCACAAAAAUAUUUUGAACAAUUAUUAGAUAAAUCAAAUAAUGAAGAUCGUCCUUGGAUUGAAUUUAAUAUUGGUCGAGCUCUUGAUUUCAAAGGUCAAUGGAAAGAAGCUGAAAAAUAUUAUAAUUGUGCAUAUAAUCUAAUGAUGGAAGAUGGAUCAAAACGAUUAAAAGAUGCUGCUCAUGUUCUUAAUAGUAUGGGUAACGUUCUUCAUCGACAUAAAAAAGAUGAUGAAGCUCUCGGAUGUCAUCAAAAGGCAUUGAAAAUUCAAGAGAAAUAUUAUCCAUCCAAUCAAGCUGAUAUUGCGACAAGUCUAAACAAUAUCGGUAAAAUUCUCACUCGUCAAGAAAAACAUACUGAAGCUCUCGAGUAUUAUCAACAAGCGUCAACAAUAUAUGAAAAACUUUAUCCAUCAGGUCAUGCCAAUCUUGCUGACACUUUGAAUAAUAUUGGCGUUUCUCAUGAAAAUCAGAACAACCAAAAGAUGGCACUUGACUAUUUUGAGCGUGCUUUGACACUUAAUGUAAAAUUUCGCCCUCUUGAUCAUGAAAAUCUAAAGAAAACCAAAGAUGCUAUUCGUCGACUUCCUGCAACAAAAUAA